Messenger RNA from Ophidiomyces ophidiicola, 3165 nucleotides. RefSeq lists its product as uncharacterized. Gene Ontology annotation, molecular function: oxidoreductase activity, acting on paired donors, with incorporation or reduction of molecular oxygen; iron ion binding; peroxidase activity. The transcript is spliced from 16 exons. The coding region runs from base 1 to 3165 and encodes 1054 amino acids. The record is from RefSeq and is a predicted model, not a curated record. Lineage: Eukaryota; Fungi; Ascomycota; Eurotiomycetes; Onygenales; Onygenaceae. Gene Ontology annotation, biological process: response to oxidative stress.
AUGGACGUGCAUCAAAACAGUAGUGGUACUCAUGGCCACCUAGCUUCGGUGCUAAGCGGCACUGUGGCGGAUAUAUACAGUCAAACCGGCCGCAUCGGGCCGGACCUUCAGAUUCUAAAGGAGGGUGCUAAAACACUAGUUUCCGGGGGUAUCAUUGAUGACCGCAAAUACACUAUCGAACAUAUUGUUCAAUUGGCGGCAUCACUCCCUAACGAAUCAAACCUCCGUUACAAACUUACUGAUCAAUUUGUUACCACAUUGUGGGAUACUCUAGAGCACCCACCAAUCUCAUAUUUGGGUGACGAAUUCAAAUACCGGACUGCCGAUGGCUCGAAUAAUAAUGUCAUGUACCCACACCUUGGGGCUGCCGGUAGUCAUUAUGCGAGAACAGUGACACCCCAGCGGCCUAAGAAGUCUACGCUUCCUGAUCCAUCAUUCAUAUUUGAUACGUUGAUGAAGCGAGAAGGGCCAACGAAGGACCACCCUAGCAAGAUUUCAAGCAUGCUCUUUCAUUUUGCAACAAUCAUUAUCCACGACAUUUUUCGAACGGACGACCAAAACAUCACUCGCUUGAAGAAUUCUUCAUAUCUUGACCUGGGCCCGCUUUAUGGGCACAACGAGGAGCAGCAAAAAGGUGUUCGGGCCUUUAGAGAUGGUUUGCUCAAGAAGGAUGUCUUUGCAGAGGAGAGAGUUCUAGGUCAACCCCCAGGAGUUUGCGCCUUACUUGUCGCAUUCAAUCGUUUCCACAACUAUGUGGUGGGCGAGCUAUCAACUAUCAACGAACGGGGCCGUUUUAGCCUACCACACGGUAUUACUCCAAGCAGCCCUGACUAUGAAAAGGCUUGUCUUAAGCGUGACAAUGACUUGUUUCAAACCGGUAGGCUAGUCACAUGUGGCCUUUAUAUUAAUGUGAUCCUGAAUGAUUAUCUGAGAAGUAUUUUGAAUUUAAAUGACAAUCCUGUUGACUCUGAUUGGCGGUUGGAUCCUCGUCAAGCCAUUAGUAUUUUCGAUGCUGCUGGAGUUCCCAGGGGUAUUGGUAACCAAGUCAGUGCGGAAUUCAACAUGAUUUAUCGAUGGCACCCUGCAAUAAGCAACAAUGAUGAAACCUGGGCUAAAGGGUUCUUUAGCGAUGUGUUUGGCGCAGUGGACCCAAACACACUUACGAUAUCAGAGUUCCGUUCUGGGAUUGGAAAUUGGAUGAAAAAAUUCCCAUCGGAUCCUUCAAAGUGGGAAUUUGGAGAGUUGAAGCGUCAGCCUGAUGGGGGAUUCAAGGAUGCCGAUCUUGUGGGGCUGCUGCAAAAGAGCACAGAAGCUGUCGCAGGGGCAUUUGGGGCUCGAAAUGUACCUCCUGUUUUGAAGGCGGUUGAGAUACUUGGAAUCGAGCAGGGACGACAAUGGGGGCUUGCAACUCUCAAUGAGUUCAGGUCAUUUUUCAAAUUGAAGCCACAUGAAACGUUUCUUGAGGUGAAUUCGGACCCGGAAAUUGCCGAGGCUUUGGAGGCAAUUUAUGGACACCCAGAUGAUAUUGAACUGUACACUGGAAUCCAUACCGAAGAGGCAAAGACACCCUUUAAGCCUGGAUCCGGCCUUUGUCCCGGGUUCACUAUCUCAACAGCAAUUUUGUUUGAUGCAGUAGCAUUGGUGAGAGGCGAUCGUUUUUAUACCGUCGAUUACAGCCCGGAGAAUCUCACAAGUUUUGGAUUCAACACUGCAAAUUCGUCUUUUGAAGCCGCAAAAGGUGGAGUUAUGUAUAAACUUUUAAUGCGAGCAUUCCCCGGCUGGUACCGCCCAAAUUCAGUCUAUGCACAAUUCCCAUUUACGACACCAGGGAGGAAUCAAGAGGUAUUUGCUAAAUAUGGAAGAGCGGGCCAGUACAUUUAUGAUAAACCAUCUUUCAUCGGGCCACCAAUUCCAAUCUUGACAUGGCAAGGAGUGGUUGAUGUGCUAAAUGAUCAGGCACAGUUUAAGGUUCCUUGGGGCCCACAUACCUUGCAGCUCACACAGCAUGAUUACAUGCUGAGCGGUGAUCUUAAAGCAAACUCACAGCAAAGAGAAUUUGUUAAGAAGUGUCUUUUUGAGCCCAGAAAUUAUUUGGAAGAGGUACAAAAAUUUUAUGAGGCAGUGACAUCAAGUUUCCUCCGUGAAUAUAGCAAAAAAGCUGGUAACUCUUACCAGGUUGAUGUUGUGCAAGAUAUUGGAAACCUCGUUCAUGCGAAUUUUGCUGGUCAUUUCUUUCAAAUUCCGCUCAAGAGCGCCGGUGGUGGCUCUGAUGCGUACACAGAGCAGCAACUGUACGAUGCGCUGGCGCGGCUAUUCGCUUACGUUUUCUUGGACGUUGAUCAGGCCAAAUCGUUUGAACGAGGUGUAGUUGCUAGUAGGGAUUCAAAGUUACUCGGGGAGCGAGUCUCUGAGGCUGUUAAAGCGGUGCAAGGUGGCCGCUUUCUUAUCCUCAGACAAGCUUUCGAGCGGGCUAACAACAAGGCGUUCAGCGAAUACGGAGCUCGAUUGGUGGAGAGGCUGUCAGAAACUGGUAAAAGUGCUGAUGAGGUGGCCUGGAUACUCAUUCCAACGGCGGCCGCGGCUGUUGCUACGCAGGCUCAAGGGUGGGCGCAGCUUAUCGAUCUUUACAUGUCUGACCAGUAUCACGCAUACUGGCCAUCAAUUCAGAAAGCUGCUCAGUCAGAUUCGCCCGAGGAUUUCAACAAAUUGCGGAAAUUUGCGCUAGAAGGGCUCCGACUCGCUACUCCAGCAUUUGGUGUUCUCCGGAGUGCUGCAAGUAGUGGAAUCAUCCAAGACGGUACCCGUAACUUGCCGUUUAAAGAACGCGACACAAUAUUUCUAAACUUUGUGAGCGCUGGGACGGACCCAACAAAAUUCCCAGAACCAGAAAAGAUUAGACUCGACCGUCCUGAGGAGAAUUACAUUCACCAUGGCUGGGGUCCGCAUGCAUGCCUUGGCAAGCCGUUUGUGACCACAGCAGCAGCCAGUAUGUUAAAGGUAUUUGGAAGACUGAAAAAUCUAAGGAGAGCACCAGGGCCUGCAGGAGAGAUGCAGAAUAAAGAGGAGGGAGGUGUGUUUAAAGUCUUUCUGAGCCCUGAUGGAAGUGACUGGGGAUCUUUUCCUUGCACGAAGAGACUGCUCUUUGAUGACUUCAGGGGCGCAUAA